Messenger RNA from Thrips palmi, 1276 nucleotides. RefSeq names its product 28S ribosomal protein S15, mitochondrial (gene bonsai). Gene Ontology annotation, biological process: translation. Gene Ontology annotation, cellular component: ribosome. The coding region runs from base 142 to 1107 and encodes 321 amino acids. The transcript has 4 exons. Lineage: Eukaryota; Metazoa; Arthropoda; Insecta; Thysanoptera; Thripidae. The record is from RefSeq and is a predicted model, not a curated record. Gene Ontology annotation, molecular function: structural constituent of ribosome.
UGCGCUCGGCUCGUUUGGACCCAUUUCUGCUUGCGGUGCUUGGCUGGACACAUUUUUGCAUUAUUUUGUUGAUUUUGUCGUAGAGAGGCUUUGGCAUAGGCCUGACAGUCCCACCGAGUCGUGUAAUGAAUUAGUCUCACCAUGAGUAUGUCUUUGAGACGGGUACAAUCAUUGAACAUCCUGCAAAACUUUCAAUUAUCCUCUCGGGAUGUUAGCCGUAACCUUAAAAGAGACUUUUCACUCCUGAGUGUUUCUGGUACGGAACUCGGUCAGUCCGGUUUACUCAGUGUCACUGGACACCGUUCACCAUUUCGUACUUAUUACAAACAUGAAGUGGAAGUAUCCAAGAGAAUUCAAUGGAAGAGGCCAGAGAGAGUCCCAUGCAUUCUCCCAGAGAAGAGCGGAGAUCUCUCGGGAUUACCAGAAGUAGAUUUGAAUGAGCCUCCACCUUUAUUCAAGGAUUCUACUGAGUUCCAGACUGCUAGUGAAACCGUCAAACGUAUUUUUGGCCUGAAGUUUCAGACUUCCGCUGAAAGAAGGCAAGCAAAAAUUGAUGCCAUGACCAAACAGGUGAAACGACACAAACUGGACAAUAAAUCAGUGGAAGUUAAAAUUGCCAAGUGGACUGCCAUCAUUCGAAACUUGCAAGAGCACACCACAAAAUUCCCACAAGACCGUAAUGCUAAAGCAGACCUGAAAGAAAUUAUUGAGUUUCGAAAGAAGCGAAUGAAGCUUUUGCGCACUCUGGACUACAGAAGAUUUGAAUGGAUCCUUGAAACCCUAGACCUUCUCUUUAAACCUGCUCCAUCGUCCCAUGAAAGAGUUGAGAGGAAAAAAUCGAUGAGAUGGUUGACUGCUGAAUACAUAGAAAAAGUGAAAGAACAGAAACUAAAUGAAUAUAAGGAGGCUUUGAAUUCACAGAAAAUAGGUUUUUUGAAGUCAAAACUUUCAACUAUGGAAGCCAUUGUUGAAGAAGAAAAGGCAUUUGGAGUGAUUCCUAGUUUUACUGAAGAAGACCUGAAUCAAGUCAAAGAAACCUUAAGAUUGAAAAUUGAGGAAGAAGAAAAAAUGCACCCCUCUCACCAAGUAGAAAAGGAAGUUUACUAAGUGGUUGGUGUCAGUCUGAUGUAUUUCAUUAAUUGUUAUCACCCAUUGUAAGGUGUAUUUAAGGCCCACAUGUGGUGAUGUUCGUCUGAACUUGAUAAAAGAUGUGUGUUGAGAUUAUUGGGAUUUAAUGAGCUGGAGACCAGUUAAUAAAUUAUGUCUUUAAUUUGAA